AUGCUCCGACAAGCUCGUCCGAUUCUGCAUCCAGUGAGUCGUAAGGUCAUUCAGGACAGCGUGUUGGAGCGGGCCGACAGGAUGGUCAAGUUCCUCGAGUCCACUGGUGCCAUUGACCCCGUCAAUAUUUACUUGGAUGCGCUUUGGAAUCAGUGA
Molecule: messenger RNA, 156 nt
Organism: Perkinsus marinus ATCC 50983
Lineage: Eukaryota; Perkinsozoa; Perkinsida; Perkinsidae
Exons: 3
Coding region: 1-156 (51 amino acids)
Source: RefSeq, a predicted model, not a curated record